Malassezia vespertilionis is the source of this 1014-nucleotide messenger RNA. It is a transcript of the gene lag1, whose product is annotated as sphingosine N-acyltransferase. The coding region runs from base 1 to 1014 and encodes 337 amino acids. Gene Ontology annotation, biological process: ceramide biosynthetic process. The record is from RefSeq and is a predicted model, not a curated record. The transcript has a single exon. Lineage: Eukaryota; Fungi; Basidiomycota; Malasseziomycetes; Malasseziales; Malasseziaceae. Gene Ontology annotation, cellular component: membrane. Gene Ontology annotation, molecular function: sphingosine N-acyltransferase activity.
AUGUGUCAACGUGUGCGGAACUUUGCGCACGCAUCCUUCUUUCUCGACGGCGUGGUGCCAAGCAGCGGGAUACAGCACAACGGGGGGCUGUGGAAUAGCGUGCGUGGAAUUUGGUUUGCGCCAGCGCCGUCGGCGCAGUAUGUACAGUAUGAGCACAGUGCGAGUGACGCGCUAUUUGCACUUACAUGGGGUAUUGUACUUCUUGCCUUGCGGGGGGUGUUGAUGCGCGUACUCUUUGUUCCCAUCGCGCAUGUGUUGGUCAAGCGACCUGCGCCUGAUAAGCUUAAUCAGCUGUCGCAUCGCGCCAAGUACGAAAAGAAUAUCGACCGCUUUGGCGAGCAGUUCUGGGCUGUCGUGCUCUAUUGUACCUCUUUUCUUCUCGUGUGCACAUCUGCAUACCGGCAGAAGCUGUGGCCUUGGGACCCUAAAAUGCUUUGGCAAGACUACCCGCAAACGACACUGGAUGGACUGACCAAGGCUAUGUACCUCUGGGAGGCAUCGAACUACGUCCACCAAGUCUUUGUGAUCAAUCUCGAGCAGCGCCGCUCCGACUAUGUACAAAUGUUUUUCCACCAUAUUGUCACGCUGUUGCUCAUUGGCGGCUCGUAUGUGGGCAAUUUUACACGGAUCGGCACCGUGAUUCUCUUGCUUUUGGACCCCAGCGAUGUACUCUUGGCGCUCGCCAAGAUGCUCAAGUACAUGGGGUGGCAGACGCUUUGCGAUAUCAUGUUUGGCGCAUUUAUGAUUUCUUGGACCAUCUUUCGGCACAUUUUUUAUAUGAUCGUGCUCAAGUCUUGCAUCAUGGAUGCGCCGCGCCUAAUCAAGUUUGCGCCGACGAUCGACAUACAGUCGGGAUAUGCUUUUACCAAAACGAGCUUCCGCAUUUUCAUUGGGCUACUGAUUGUACUGCAGCUCGUGCUCCUCGUUUGGUAUUCCAUGAUCCUUAAGGUUGCAAUGCGUGUGGUCACUAAUGAUGGUGCUAUCGACUCACGCAGCGACGAGGAGUCCGAGUAG